Molecule: messenger RNA, 1391 nt
Organism: Oryzias latipes (Japanese medaka)
Lineage: Eukaryota; Metazoa; Chordata; Actinopteri; Beloniformes; Adrianichthyidae
Source: RefSeq, a predicted model, not a curated record
UGUUCGGGUCCGAUACAUGUGGCCUGGUAGGUCAGACGGAGGUCGCAUUUCAAAAGAUACGUUUCGGAUUCAAGACCACAUAGCCAAGUGGCCUGGGUCGCAUUUGAAAAAAAACGGAUCUGUGUCGUUCAGACUGUCAUUAAAAGAUCAGAGACAUGUAAUAUGGGGCAAAAAAAAAUUGGAAUUGGGUCGUUUCAGCCUGCAGUGUGAACGUAACCUUAGAGCCUUGUGGAUACAGACUAGAAAAGUAUUCUGUUAGGAAAAGGAAAGAGUCUUAUGUCAUGGCUGACAAAGGAAACCUGAGCCGGAAUCUUUCUGUUUUACAAUCACACAGCAUUCAAAAAAUGUAGUUCAUAAUUCAAAGUAUUCUUUAAGUCAUGAACUUUUUCAAAAAAAUAAUUUACCAUUAUUGCUAAUUUUGGUUCUAUUUUCUUAAACCAAGCAGAAGUCCAUGGAUCUGGCAGCAGGUCUCGUCUCUUGCUGGUGUGUUUGGGGAUCAUUUGUUUCAUCUUGUGCGCCAUCAUCAUCAUCUGCGUCAGUUACUUCGCCAUGGAAACAAAGAAACUGAAGCUAAAUCUCAGUGACCUGAAAGCAAAAAAUGAGCAACUGACUUUGGAGAAGAGAGAUUUACAAAACCAGACUGAAGAUCUGAGGACGAAUAUGACAAAACUGACUGCGGAGAAGAUGUUCUUUGAGAACCAAACCAAGGAGAUGACGGUUAACAUGACAAUCCUACAAAACCAGACUGAAGAUCUGAGAAUGAACAUGACAAAACUAGAGAAUCAGACACAGCAGCUGACUGCAGAGAAGAUCUUCUUGAAGAACCAAACCAUGGAGAUGACGGAUAACAUGACAAUCCUACAAAACCAGAACGAGCAGCAGAGAAACAACAGAGACAAACUCAGCAAGAUCCAGGCAGCAAUCAUCAGAUACUCCAACUUUUCAGCUGAUCUCUUCUGCCCUGAUGGAGUUUGUCAGACGUGUCCCAAAGACUGGAUUCAGUUUCAGGAAAGCUGCUAUUUUUUUUAUAACUUAAACUCUCCGUGGAAAACAUGGGACCAAAGCCGACAGUUUUGUCAAAGCAACAAAUCAGACCUGGUGGUUAUCAGCAGUCUUGAGGAACAGACAUUCAUCAAAAGCAAAAUAAAAUACUACUAUGACACCUUGCACGGAUACUGGAUUGGUUUACAAAAAGUGAACAACAUCUGGAUCUGGGUGGAUGGCAGUCCAGACACACUUGGGUACUUGAAUAACCCAGGGAGCUCAGACAAUUUUACAUGUAUAAUCCAAAAUGCAACUUUGACCCAGAGCUGGAUCCAAAACAGAAAUGGCUUUUUGAACAGAUUCAUCUGUGAGAUUAAAGCUUUAAUUUUCUGAUCAGUUAAACUGAA